AUGUUUAUUAGUAUAACAUUCGGUUUUACAAUUUUGUGUAUUGUUGAUGCAAUAAACAUUGACAACGAACUUCGAGUUACUAAAAUAGAUUGUUACGAACGUAUAGCCAUUGGUCAAAGACUAAAUUCAAGUAAUAUUUACAAGAUUUUCAAAUAUAAAACUGUGAAUGAAUGUAAAAAAGAAUGUUCUGAAGAAAACGCAGCUUGUAAGUCCUUCAGUUUUGGGAUAUCCGUUAAAGGUAACGGUUCAUGCGAACUUGGUUCAAUCACCAUAAAAGAAACAGGAGAUUUAAAACCAGCUGGUACUGUAUCUGAUGUAGAUUUUGAUUUAUAUAUUAAAAAAACAGGAUGUACAGUAGUUUCGGAUGAGUUUCCAUAUCGUAAACCUCCUUUGGAAGAUAAAUUUUUGAUAAACAAUAUACAUGAUGGAGUUCAAAAGGUACAGACAAUUGUGAGCGUCGCUAGUGGUCCUCAAUCUGUACUUAACCCCAUUCAUGGAAUCUUAGUAUCUCCAGAUAAUAUGAAAGUGAAUAUUUGGGAUACUACCAACGAUUGGUAUAAAGAAAUACGCAAAAUUUAUCCGAAUUAUUAUGAUUCAUACAAUUUUGGAUCCGAUAAUAAUUUUGAUUUAUAUCAUUAUGCUCAACCAACCAAUGUUCCAUAUAAAGAUAUUAGUAGAUACGACAAUGAAUUCCAUUAUACGAGAAACAACAACAAAGUACCAACAAAUGCUUAUAAUCCAAAAUCGGAUUAUCGUCUAUAUCCUACUCCACAUAAAUACGGUUCAGUAAUUCCACAUCCUAACAAUUAUUAUGAAAGACCAACUCACCACGAUUACCCUUAUCCAUCCUAUAAACCAAGUAAUAAACCUGAAAGUAAUGGGUAUCAGUAUGAUCGCCCACAAAGACCAUAUCAACCACAUCAACAACAUCAACCACAUCAACCAAACUAUCAUUCGAAGCCAGUUUCUUCUUCAUUUAUUUACGAAAUUGAUUCUAAUAAUCAACCUAUUUCUGAAUCGACUCCACCAAAGAAAAUAAACUCCGUAUCAAAUUCUACUGGAUCCAAAAGGCCUGAAAACACCUUUUCGAAACCAAUCGUUACACAUAGUAAAGGCUACAAUGGAAUGCAGAUAACAUCUAUUAUCACCGAAAUUAAAGAUGUUGAUUGUGAUCCAACUUCUUGGAUUCCCGACGUAGUCUCAUCUGGUAACUACAUAACUAUUUCAGCUGGAUUUUGGGGUCUAACUUACAAUAGAUCUGUUCCCGAUGCACCAAAUAACGUUUACUGUUUACCUCUAACUGAUAUUAUGCUGUAUUUGGAGUUUAUUGAAAUGACUCUGGACAAUGUCCAACUUUCAUCAUCUUCCGAUGAGCUCUACCAAUAG
Diorhabda carinulata is the source of this 1386-nucleotide messenger RNA. RefSeq lists its product as uncharacterized. The coding region runs from base 1 to 1386 and encodes 461 amino acids. The transcript is spliced from 6 exons. The record is from RefSeq and is a predicted model, not a curated record. Lineage: Eukaryota; Metazoa; Arthropoda; Insecta; Coleoptera; Chrysomelidae.